GACGCCAAAUUAUGUUCGUUGGAUAUAAAUUAGGUUUAAAUUAAACCCCCCAAUAACGGAUUCAAUUUUCCCCUUUCUAUAUUUAUCCGCAGGACUCUUACACAGACUGUAAAGCUUUCAAGUCAAGAUGUUAGGGCUUUUUUAGCUAAAUCAUUUGUGUAGAUAUUUGUAUAAUUUCAUUUGUCGACUUUGAUUUGGUUUAUGUGUAUAUAGAUAUAUGAUUUGUUGGAUGUUCGAUUUGGAAAACCCUAAUUUGGGUUGAAGGUUUUGUAUCUGGGAGAUCUGGUUCGGAGAUAUAAGGAAACAUUUGAUUUGAUUCCAAUGGAGGAUCACGAGGAGGAUGAUUUGCAAAGGGCGUUAAGGAUGAGCAUGCAACAUGAGCCGCCAGAGCCAAAGAGGAGCAAGGCGAGGGAUAACAGCGCUGAGACUCCGCUGGAAGAAUCGCCGGAAGCCAAAAAUCGGAAGUUGCAGCGGGAGUUGAUGGCGGCAGCAGCUGAAAAGCGUAUGAUGGCGGCCUCGGCAGCUAUGGCUACGACUGCUACUAAUACUAGUGCGCCUAAGAAUGUUUCUUCCUCCUCGGAGGCUUCAGCGUCAAAAGUGGAUAAGUGUGCGCCAGUGGCGAAGAAAGAGAGGUGUUGGGGGGAAGAGUUGUCUUCGGAGGAAGCACAACAACUAUUUUCGAUGGUUUUUGGGAAUGAAGUUUCGAAGGGAAUACUUGCACAGUGGAGCAAUCAGGGUAUUAGGUUUAGUCCUGAUGAAGAAACAUCAAUGGGAUUAGUUCAGCAUGAAGGUGGGCCAUGUGGUGUGUUAGCAGCUAUACAAAUAUCAUUUGAUCACUUCCACCAUAUUGAAUCGGUCAUCCCCUACCUCUCCAUACACCCUUCUUUUUGGUGUAAGUCUCCCUUAUUCACCAGCCAUCCAAGGAUGAAGGCAUUUGUUCUUAAAUACCUCUUGUUUUUCCCACAAGAAUUAGUUAAAGUUGUAUCAAAUACACCAAUGGUUUCAGUUUCAAGAAGAUUGCAGGAAACUCGAGAUUCUGUGUCAAAUAUCUUUGGGUCUCUAACUGAAGAAACAAAAUCAAGAGCCUUGGUCAGGAGCAUGGCUGAAAUAUUGUUUUUAUGUGGAAGUAAUAGCAGUGCGACAAUUGCAUCUCUGAGAAUUCUCGACCACGAGAUUGAGGGUAAAGACGAAAGGUCAAAAGAUGAGAUUGUUGCAAGAUCUCUAGAUGGUCUUUCAAUUGAAUCCAGUUGUGAUCUGCAGAAAGUUCUGUCAGUUAACACAUUCACAUCCCUUGCAAGCGCAAUGCUGAGACUUGAAGAAAUGAUUCCAAUUUUCCGUAGUCGUAUGGGGGCACUAUUGUUCCUACUAUCUGCUUUGCUUUCUCGAGGACUGGAAACAGUUCAAGCUGACAGGGACGACCCGAGCCAACCUUUAGUAACUGCUCCGUUUGGACAUGCUUCACAGGAAAUUGUUAACCUUCUGCUUUCUGGGAUGGCUGUUGCUAAUGUUUUUGAUGGGAAGAUGGACUUGGGUGGUGGCAUGUUCGUUAAAGGGAUUUUAACGACUGUAGAAGUUGGAUUUCUCACUUUGCUUGAAUCCCUUAAUUUCUGUAAAGUCGGGCAGCUGUUAAAAUGUCCAAAAUGGCCAAUAUGGGUGGUUGGGAGCGAGUCUCAUUACACGGUCUUGUUUGCUUUAGAUCCUAAAGUUCAAGACGAAAAUGAAUUGGAAGGUAGAGAAACAACGAUCCGUAGAGCUUUUGAUGCGCAAGAUCAGAGCGGUGGUGGCGGUUUUAUCAGCGUAGACGGUUUCCAUCAAGUUGUCAAAGACGCAAACAUCAACCUCCCAACAGAAAAAAUCGACCAUCUUUGCAGUUCUGGGUUUAUCGUAUGGAGUGAGUUCUGGCAGGUGCUUUUGGAUUUAGACAAGAGUUUAGGAGGGUUAAAGGACUCAACUGGUUUGAUGGGUAAAAAGGUGUUUGACCUUUAUCAUUUCAACGGAAUCGCAAAAUCAGUUUCGGGAAGCGAUGUACAACGACCACGACUUACAAAGUUACGGGUUUCGGUUCCUCCAAGGUGGACCCCAGAAGAAUUUAUGGCUAACGUUGGCACCAGCAGCAGCAGCAAAGAUGCAGUGGUUGAAGUGUCCAAACCAGAGCGGACCCAGCAUGCUCCAUUGGUCGACUGCGUCAGGACUCGGUGGGCUCGAGCCGUUUGCAAUUGGGAAGGCGACCCACCGAGCAUAGUUUGAUCGCCCAUAUUUUACUGGCUUAUUAGGUGAAAUCAAACACAGAUAUAUAGACCGAAAGGGGGUACGGAUGAUGAUGAUGAUUUGUUUGGUUGCAUUUGACACCAACUUGACUGUGCAAUAAUGUUGGACCGCUUAUUUGUUUACGAUGUUGCGAGAAAGGUCGUCGGUUUGCUUUUUAAAUCCGGAAGCUAACGUUGCUUUGCCGACUUGUACCCUAUGCAUUCAAAGUUGUACGUUGGUUUGGAUUUGACCCUUUGGUCGCAAAUUUCUGGUUGUAAAGGAUCUGCUGUUCCUCAUUUUCAAAUUCUUGUCCAUGUUUCGAUGCUGAUUGCUUUUA
Messenger RNA from Cynara cardunculus var. scolymus (artichoke), 2584 nucleotides. Its product is annotated as ubiquitin carboxyl-terminal hydrolase MINDY-3. The record is from RefSeq and is a predicted model, not a curated record. Gene Ontology annotation, biological process: protein K48-linked deubiquitination. Lineage: Eukaryota; Viridiplantae; Streptophyta; Magnoliopsida; Asterales; Asteraceae. Gene Ontology annotation, molecular function: cysteine-type deubiquitinase activity; K48-linked deubiquitinase activity. Bases 322 to 2247 code for a protein of 641 amino acids. The transcript is spliced from 8 exons.